Ectocarpus siliculosus is the source of this 3237-nucleotide messenger RNA. NCBI's taxonomy places the organism in Eukaryota, Phaeophyceae, Ectocarpales, Ectocarpaceae. The record is from the annotation of a GenBank genome assembly.
AUGCCGAUGGAGGAUCCGGCCUCGGUGGAAAGCACCUCCGACAAAUCGCCCAGGUUUUUCCAGCCGGUGGAGAAACUGGACAACGGAGUUGCAAUCAUCAGGAUCGACGGGCCCGAAAAGAUGAACACCAUCUCCGGCGACUUCCGGCAAGAGAUUGAGGACAUCUGGUCCGGACAGAUCGCCGAAGACCCGUCCGUCAAGGCCGUGGUUUUCAUCUCGGGCAAGCCCGACAACUACAUCGCUGGCGCCGACAUCCGGAUGAUCAGCGCCACCGAGGACAAGGCGGACCUCAAGCAGAUCUGUAUGGAUGGGCACGCGACCUUCGACAUCCUGGCAAAGAAGGGCAUCCCCGUGAUCGCAGCGAUCAAUGGGGCGUGCCUCGGCGGGGGAUUGGAGUGGGCCCUCCACUGCGACUACCGCCUGGCGACCACGAGCCCCAAGACUGUCCUGGGCCUGCCAGAGGUGAAGCUAGGCCUCCUGCCGGGGUGGGGAGGGACGCAGCUUCUUCACCCGCUGGUUGGGCUUCAGGCUGCCCUCGACAUGAUUCUUACUGGCAAAAACAUUCGGCCGCACAAGGCGCUGAAGAUGGGACUCGUAGACCAGCUGGUCGACGCGGCUUCGCUGGAGGCGGUGGCCGUGGAGGCUGCCGCGUCGCUCGCCGACGGCAGCUUGAAGUCCAAGCGGAAGCCGAAAGCACUGAUGAACAAGAUCAUCGAGGACACGCCCAUGGGGCGAUCGAUCAUGUGGAAGAAGGUGGGAGAGAAAGUAGCCAAGUCGACGGGCGGCAACUACCCGAACGCGACGGCCAUCGUGGACUGCAUCAAGUUCGGCCUGUCGUCGUCUAAGCAGGCUGCGCUCGAGUAUGAGGCGCAGCGCUUCUCGGAGAUGGCCGCCACGCCGGAGUCGGAGAGCCUGAUCGGUCUGUUCGAGGGGUCGACGGCUCUCAAGAAGAACCGCUUCGGCAAGCCGGCGAAGAAGGUCGAGAAGGUGGCGGUUCUCGGGGCGGGACUGAUGGGAGCGGGGAUCGCCCAGGUGUCGGCGGAGAAGGGAAUGACCGUUCUCCUCAAAGACAGGGAUUCGGCAUCCGUGGGAAAGGGGACGUCGUACAUCAUGGACAACGCGGCCGCCAAGCUCAAGAAGAGGCGCAUGACCAAGUACGAGAUGGACACGGUUGGGUCUCGGGUGAUCCCCCUGACGGACGAGGGCGACCUGUGGAAGCGUCACUUCGGUUCGGCGGAGAUGGUCAUCGAGGCCGUCCCGGAAAACCUUGACCUUAAACACAGAGUAAUCCAGCAGGCGGAGCAGUUCCUCCCGGAGGACUGCGUCUUCGCCACCAACACGUCCGCGCUGCCCAUCAGGGACAUCGCGAAGGCUUCCAAGCGACCGCAGAACGUGGUGGGCAUGCACUACUUCUCGCCCGUCCCCAUGAUGCCCUUGCUCGAGAUCAUCCCCCACGACGGCACCUCGGACGCGGCUGCCGCGGCCGCGGUUGACGUCGGAGGGCGGCAAGGGAAGACUUGCAUCGUUGUCAAGGAUGUGCCGGGGUUCUACGUCAACAGGUGCUUGGGCCCGUUCCUAGUGGAGACGUGCGCUUUGGUGGAGGCGGGGGUGGGGCUGGAACAGCUGGACAAGGUCAUGAAGUCCUACGGACUGCCUGUGGGGCCCAUCACUCUAGCGGACGAGGUGGGCAUCGACAUCGGCUUCCACGUGCAGAGCUUCUUGUCGGAGGCAGACAUGGGCGUGAGGAUGACGGGGGGAAACGUGGCCGUCAUGGGCGACAUGGUGGAGAAGGGGUUUCUCGGCCGUAAGUCCGGCAAGGGAUUCUACCUGUACCCUAAGGGGAAGAAGGGCAACAAGGGGGGCAAGGAGCUCAACCCAGAGGCGGUGUCUCUCAUCAAGGCGCACCAGGCGGCCGGCGGAGCGGGCGCGUCACUGGCAAACGAUGUCAUCCAGGACCGCAUGAUGUGCAGGUUCGUGAAUGAGGCGGCGCUGUGCCUGCAGGAAGGAAUCAUCUCGUCGCCCGUGGACGGCGACAUCGGCGCCGUCUUCGGCAUGGGCUUUCCCCCUUUCCGAGGAGGUCCUUUCCGUCUGCUGGAUCAGCGAGGUGCAGGCGCUUAUGCGGACAUGAUGAACCGUUUGGCCGACGAGCAUGGCGAGCAGUUCCGACCCUGCCAGCUCCUGAUGGACCACGCGCGAGGAGACAAGAAGUUCCACACUUGAAGAACCCGUCUCUCGCGGAAAUUCUGGAUGAAUCCCUAAUCCACAGUUCGGAUCAGGGGCCGAAGACUUGGGACCGCGCUGCUUGGUUGGAUGUGAUUAGUUGGGGCUUGACUGGUACGGGCUCCGUCCGCUGCUUCGGUAUUGGUCGCGAACGGCUUGUGCCAUGAAAGAGACCAAAAUCCGUUCGCAAAGGAUUCGAAAUGAUCGGGACAUAGCACAGGGGGAGAGUGGUCUCGGGUCCAUUGGCCGCAAGACUACGGCCGGGGAUUUCGCUGGUGGUAUUAUAGUUGUUUCGUGUACAGGGCGCAGGAACCGUGUACAGGGCGCAGGAAAUACGUAGCUUCCAGGCGAUAAUUUUGUCGUGUACAUUAUGUUGAGUGUGUGUGUGUGUUUCUGCCAUGGCAGGUUAGUGCUGUUGGUGUUGUGCCAUGAACAUUUGUUCAUAUAGAGCGAGCAGGGUUGAUGGAGUGGGGUGCUUACCUGGCGGCAAAGAUGCCAGAAGAAAGAACCCUAAAUUUUGGGAUAUGUGAACGCGACAUGUAACUCCGGUGAAGUUUUGGGCGGCAUAGACUCAAGUUUUCACCUCUGCGUACAAUUGUAGAAAGUCUGGCAAUGGAGUGUUGCCGAAUUUUGGUAAGAGACUUCGGAGCUGAAAACCGACAACAGGCGUGAAGGCACGCUCGACACCAGACACCAAAUGAAAGUCGAAAUUACGAAAUAUCCUUGGCGUUGCGUUCGCUGACCGUCAGAGUGCAGGAUUGGGUCGGUUGGGCUGGUGCAAGCGCUGUGAUAUCCUCCUGCCCUGUUUUGUUGGCGCAGACUUCCCAUCAACGGGACGCCCAUGUUCGUUGGAUGAAGGACUGGCCUGUACGUAGCAUAGAAGUAAGAUGCUUGAAAAAAUUCGCAGGACCAGUGAUUAUUCCGAGGCUUAAAAUGUGAGGGACGUUCCCCGAUUCGUCUGGAACCGACCUGUUGCAGAUGGGUCUCUUCUGUUCAAGAAUUCAAUGAAUAGACAUC